This is a messenger RNA of Closterium sp. Naga37s-1, 303 nucleotides long. The record is from the annotation of a GenBank genome assembly. Lineage: Eukaryota; Viridiplantae; Streptophyta; Zygnematophyceae; Desmidiales; Closteriaceae.
AUGGCAGGAGCGGGUCUCUUACUAUCCGGACCCACUCUUCACUUGUGGUUCACGCGCCUCGCCAAGUUCAUCCCAGGGACAGACGUUCCUCGAGUGCUGCUCAAGAUAGCCAUGGGACAGCUGCUGUACAGCCCUGUUUUCAACUCCGUGUUCUUCUCCAUCAACGCUGCUCUGCAAGGGGAAAACAAGGAGCAAAUCAUUGCUCGCCUGAGACGAGACUUGAUACCCACCCUCAUCAGCGGCGCCUGCUACUGGCCUGUCUGUGACUUCAUCACGUUCCGAUACGUCCCCGUGAGACUGCAG